AUGUGGUCAUUUCCGGAGCCUGGCGGCUACUAUCUUCUCACGCCACCGUCUCGACCCAACACUCUCAACGAGAUAACCUUUGUUCCCUACGGCAUCACAGCUCGUGAGGCCAUCUCACCAACCUCAUUCGUCAUCACUGCAGUCCCACGCACACCAAACCCUUCUCUACCAUACCUGAACCCCUCAGAUAACCUCUGGAGGUAUCCUCUCUGGUCUGUGGAGUUCAAGCAGCCCGAGGUGCAAAUUUCCCGACAUUAUACGCCCCUGCCUCCACUGUCUACAGAGGAUCCUACGGAUGGCUCGCUACGGUUUUAUAUCCGUACUGUUGGCGAUGGUGAGAUGUCCAACUAUCUAGGUCGAAGACAGGUUGGAGAAGAUGUUUUCCUACGUGGUCCACACGUUGGCUUCGAACUAGCAGAGCGAUUGGGUGACCACUCUCGUCUUGUCUUUCUUGCCGGCGGUACAGGUGUAGUGCCUGGUAUACAAGCAGCUAAGGCUGUCUUGGAAGCGAACGAAAAGUCAAGCGUUGACCUUCUCUGGGCUGUAAGGAAGAGAGAAGAGGUUCAAAAAAGUGCUCCUCCUCGGCAAUCAUCGUGGAAGUUUUGGCAAGAAAGGAAGCCUACUCCAUUAGGAUUUGACGUCGAGAGCCCUAGUCCCGUCACAAAGCGCUUACAAGACCUUAAGAUGACCUAUGGUGAUCGUCUAAGGAUCCAGGUCGUUGUUGACGAGGAGGGAACUCGCUUCCAGGAUAGGGAUAUUAGCAAUGCCAUUGCAGCAUCGCCAGGAACGGUUGCUUCAUUUAAUGCAGGCUGUCGACUCCACGAUCAAGCAAUGCAUGUUUACGCCAACGAAUUCGCCCUCGCUGAAGGGUCUGGUUGUGUGUGCAAGCCUUCUGAAGGCACCGCUCCCGGGAAAAACUUGUUCAUCGUCUCUGGCCCCGACGGUUUCAUCGAGUACUAUGCCGGGCCCAAGAUAUGGUUAGGUGGCCAGCAGACUCAAGGUCCGAUAUCUGGCAUAGCUGGCUAUCUGCAAAAACGGAACCCUCUCCUGGCAAGAGAUUGGCUAAUCCUCAAGAUGUAA
Molecule: messenger RNA, 1080 nt
Organism: Fusarium musae
Lineage: Eukaryota; Fungi; Ascomycota; Sordariomycetes; Hypocreales; Nectriaceae
Exons: 2
Coding region: 1-1080 (359 amino acids)
Molecular function (GO): oxidoreductase activity
Source: RefSeq, a predicted model, not a curated record